Molecule: messenger RNA, 614 nt
Organism: Coturnix japonica (Japanese quail)
Lineage: Eukaryota; Metazoa; Chordata; Aves; Galliformes; Phasianidae
Source: RefSeq, a predicted model, not a curated record
GGGUGUCCGUGCUAAUGGAGGAGAGCGGGGCUGCAGGGCUCCACACUGCGUUUGGAGCUUGGCGGGCUCCCAUCGCGCCUCCCCAUUGGCUGCGAGGCGCAGGGGGCGGGAUUCCAUCUCCCGCCAUUUUGGGCGUGCGUUCCUUCAGUGGUUUGAUGAAUUCCAAAAUGAAACAAAGCCUGAAUGUGGAAAACCCGGCUGGAUCUCUGCAGAAGUACCUCACAGACCCUGCAUGCAGUGCUGCCCCAAGACGGACUCUGAAGAUGAUUCAGCCUUCUGCGAAAGGUUGCCUGGUUGGAAGGUAUAAUGAGAAGAAAUCUUCAGUCAGAAAACUGUGGACUAACAAGCUUACCUCUUCAGCAUGUAAAACUGAACCACCUGUAGAUGAAGAGCAAGAAAAUGAGAACACGGAUGAUGUCAUUCAAGCCAUAGAUCUCAUAAAAAAAAGUCCUUCAUCUCAAUAUUGGAAAGAAGUGGCUGAAGAAAGGAGGAAGGCUCUGUAUGAAGUGCUUCAAGAAAAUGAAAAGUUGCACAAAGAGAUUGAACAAAAAGAUGGUGAAAUUGCCCGCCUGAAGGAGGAAAAUGAGGAGCUCAUGGCACUGGCUGAACAUGUG